This is a messenger RNA of Perkinsus marinus ATCC 50983, 252 nucleotides long. RefSeq lists its product as hypothetical. The transcript has 3 exons. The coding region runs from base 1 to 252 and encodes 83 amino acids. NCBI's taxonomy places the organism in Eukaryota, Perkinsozoa, Perkinsida, Perkinsidae. The record is from RefSeq and is a predicted model, not a curated record.
AUGCCUGCUAGUACUGAUGGCACUGAUCAGUCUAAAAUCACCCUACGCCGAGCCAAACAGCUAGUUGCUGGUUGGUUGGUGAUCUCUACGGCUCCUACCUAUCAAGGGCUUGCUUCUGUUGUUGAAGACGCUAACGACUCUGACACGGUUGUCAUACGUCCUCUCCGUCUUCAACCUGGUGGUGUUGGUUCAGAGGAACGAACUAAUCUUCGUGACUUCCUCCUCAAGACCCCUUACACGAUCAUUACUUGA